CUCUCUCACUGGUCGAUGGGAAAUAGAGGCAGGAAGAGAGUCAGUCGUAGUGGAUAGAGGAACAGUGGGAGAUGGUGAUAGAGGAACAGUGGGAGAUGGCGGAGUAAUGGGUACAGAAACUGAAUUCGGCUGGGCUGGGAAGGAUGAAUCAGGCACUAGAUGUGGCUGGUUUGACGGCAAGACAGGGCAAGCAGUAGCACGAGAUGGGGAAUGGGAUAAUCACAGAAGUUACAAUAUCGACUUUGUCGCCCAAAAUUGGAAGAGGCAGAACUGCUCCCAUGUCCGCCUCGUCCACGCCGAGAAGCAGACCAUUGAAGGACCCCUGUUGCCUAGAGCCACCAUUGGGAUGCGAAAACUGAGUAACAAGGGGACUGCACGACUACAAGACGAGGACUCAACUAGAGAUGGAUCGGCGACAAACUUCCUGCACUACACGACUUUGUGCAGGGCUGUUACACGGACGUGUGUAUCUUGGACUGUAGCGCAUAAGAGAGGUCUAUUCCCAGAAGAGCAGGAACAACUUAAGUCACUAGCUGUUGAUCACAUCAUGGGAGAUAUGGAAGAGGGUGCAAAUGUUCAAAGGCCACCAUUGCUACGUGGUCAUAACUACAAUUUUUGGAAAGGCCGAAUGAGAGCUUUCCUUAAAUCUCUAGGAGGUGGUGUAUGGAGAAGCGUGGAGACAGGUUGGACAGAACCACGAAAAUACUCAGAAGAUCUGACCACAUCAACUAUUAAGCCUUUUGAAGAGUACAGCAGAACAGAAGCCAUUGCAGCAGAGUUCAACGACAAAGCCCUGAAUGCAAUUUUCGGAGCCGUUGACUCUACUCAGUACAAACUUAUCUCAAACUGUGACAAUGCCAAGGAAGCUUGGGAUAUUCUCGAAGUUACUCAUGAAGGAGAUGAGGAAGUAAAAACGGCCAAGUAUCAAAUUCUCAUGACACAAUACGAGAAUUUACGCAUGGAUGAUAAAGAAAAAAUAAUAGAAUUUCAUGGUAGAGUGAGAGAUAUCGCAAAUCAGGCUGCACGUCUAAAUGAAUCCAUCCCUGAAAACAAGCUGGUGCUCAAGGUAUUGCGAUCAUUGCCAAAAGAAUAUGACAUGGAUGUCAAAGCAAUCAGAAGGUCUCACAACAUAAAAAAUAUGACUCUUGAUGCACUCAUGGGAAUACUGGAGUCAAUUGAGCUUGACAUGAUGGAAGACAGUAAGCGUCGGAAGCCAGAUAAACAAAUUGCUUUCUCCACCACAGAGGCAGAAGAUGACAGUGAACAUGAUCUGUCACUAGAUGAAGACUUUCAGGAACAACUGUCACUCUUCACACGCCAGUUCAAAAAACAAUGGAUGCAGAAGAAAGGAAAUCAACGAAUGGAGGGAACAUCAAAGGGGCCUUUUCAGAAAGAUACCAAGCCCAGAGAAGUUAAAUACCCGGAAAAUGUCACUUCCGUGAAGAAAAAGGGACCACAAUGCUUUGAGUGCGGUGGAUAUGGACAUAUUCAGUCUGAAUUCGCAAACAACCUGAAGAAAAAGAGACAGUCAUUUACCGCAACCUGGAGUGAUGAAGAAGUAGAUGAGCUUGGUGAUCACGGUGAGCAAAAUUGUGCUUUCAUUGCCUGUGAAAACUCAGAUUUGGAAGACAGUCUUGCUGAACAACUUGAAGAUCUACAAGAGAAGUGGGCAGAACUGCUGAUGGUGAACAAACGGAAUGUGGCAGACAAAAACAGGUUACUCUCUGAAAUGGAAGCACUUAAGCAGAAGAUUGAAGAAUCAAAGCACAAGAUCACCAAACUGGAAGGAGAAAACUCAAACUUGCGCUAUGAAAUUAAUCAACUGAAGUCCUAUCAGAAGUGGAUUAAGGUGGCAGGAGCUGAGAUGCUAGAUCAUCAUUCACUUAUGGCAAAGCCUCCAGGAGACAUGACAUGUAUUGGGUUUACCAACACAGGAAGUACCUCAAAAUCUCAAGAGAUUAAGUUUGUCAAAGCACUUGAGAGAGCACCUCCUGAAUACCAAGUCAAAAGAAGUCUUCUGAAUGGCACUCAUAACGAUCACUACACCUCCUACAGAUGCUACAGAUGUAGAGAAUGGGGACAUGUAAAACGUCAGUGCAUCAAGGAAUGGAGUCAGCAGCGCAUCAAAAGGUUACGUAUCAAGAAGGAGCUGUGGGCAAGGAAUAGCUGGCCUCGUCUGCUAGCCAUGAAGAAGGAGAAACAAUCUGAUGAAAAUCAGAAAUCAACGACAAGCUGCAACGAAAAAGAAAUUUCCCCUGAUCAUGUUCUGGGAAAUUCAGAGGAACAUGAAGAUGUUGAAGGAAAAGAUGAUGUUGAAGAUGAUGUUCUGCUACGUCCUGUGGCUGAAAUUUCAGGUACACUCUAUCUGAAGCAUACACCUGCACAACAGAUAAAUGACAUGCAAAUGGAGGAAGAAGAUGAUCCGGUGCAAGAAAAGGAAAUUCCAGAUCUCGUAGAUGAGGAGCCACUCAUUGCAUGUUCAGAUGUACCCUUUGAAGACUCACAACCCACAACUCCAGUGAUCAAGAAGAAACAGGUGAAGAAUUCUAGAUACAGAUGGUCCCUUCGUCAAAAGGCUAAAGAAGACCAAGAGGCUGAAAAAGCUGAAGAAAUUCAAGCAAGAACAAGUCCAGAAAAGGGGGUGAAAAGGAAAGGGAAAUCCAAGGAUGAACUUGAAGAGUGUACAAAAAGGCUGAAAAGGUCACCCACUACCGAAAGGCUCACCACCAGGAGUCAAAGCAGCAAAAAGAAAGGUGCUAACGCUGAGAAAUUACCAAAACCAGGGAAGUUUCCUAAUCAAGUCUUUACCUCAUCAACUGCUAGUUUCUUUAUGUCUGAAAUUGCAAAGAAAUCCAUUCUGCCCCAAAGAAGCAUAGAUGUUGAUGAUUUUGAAACUAAGACCAAUCUAAUUCCUGUGUUGAAACAAUCCCACCUGCUCAAAUCUGUCACCAUACCUGGUUCAUAUGUGAGAAGAGUAAUACAUGAGUUUUAUUGUAAUCUGAAUGAGAGCUGCAACACACCUUCCGACCCCUCCUUCCAUAAGGUAUUUGUGAGAGGCAAGACUUAUGACCUAUCCCCAGCUAAAAUCAAUAAGUUUUUGCACACAAAAUCAAUCUCCUCAGAGAAAAAUGUGAAUGAACGCCAAGUCUGGACAGAUCUUACCAAUGGUGAGCGAAUAUCUCAGACCUCCAAGUCCAAAGUCCCAUCAUCUAUCCUAAAGAGUUCAUAUGCUAUCCUAUUCCGAGUUGCUGCUUAUCAAUGGCUUCCCACCACACAUAUGAACACAGUCCCUCUGUGCAUGGACACUCUCAUUUACAAGGUUAAACAUGGCAUUCCGUUUAAUCUGGGAAAAAUCAUCUAUGAUCAGAUCUUAAGCUUUGCAUCUGAGAGAGCAAAAUCCAACACAAAUGGACUGCCUUAUCCACUGCUUAUUUUCCAAUAUCUUAAGUCACAGGGACUUAAUGUUGCAGAUGAUGAAGAACCAGCACCUCCUCUGUUGCAGGUGGACAUGAGGCACUUUGAAGGGAGGCAUCACAAUGAUAUGGUGAUGGAUGAAAGCCAGAGGACUGCUACUGCCUUUCUUGGAUCAGACUUCUCUCAAACAGCAUUUCUUAGAACAGAAAUCCAACUGCUCCAAGAACAAAUUGAAAGACACAAAGAACUGAUCAAAGCAGCUGAAGUAAAGAAGAAGAAAAUGGCCAUCAUACUCUCUUCUCUGGAUGCAAAAACAGGUUCAACUGCACAGCCUCAGGGGGAGGACUCUAAGGAAGAUACAUCAGAAGAAGAUGAUGCUACUCAGGGGGAGCAAAGUGAAGGGAAUGAUAAUCUUGCAGAUGAGGAUUCAGACUUUGAAGCUGAGCUCCACAAGUUUGAUACUACUGAUGAUUAAUUUCGGAAAAAAAAACAUUUGUGUUGU
This is a messenger RNA of Cuscuta campestris, 3916 nucleotides long. The record is from the annotation of a GenBank genome assembly. Lineage: Eukaryota; Viridiplantae; Streptophyta; Magnoliopsida; Solanales; Convolvulaceae.